Messenger RNA from Nymphaea colorata (pocket water lily), 2197 nucleotides. RefSeq lists its product as uncharacterized. The record is from RefSeq and is a predicted model, not a curated record. The coding region runs from base 41 to 1777 and encodes 578 amino acids. The transcript has 6 exons. NCBI's taxonomy places the organism in Eukaryota, Viridiplantae, Streptophyta, Magnoliopsida, Nymphaeales, Nymphaeaceae.
AAGAGAAGGCGGGAGAGGCAGCGAAAUCGGGGAAAUCAAUAUGUUGCAGACUGAAAAUCCUUUCAAUUUCUUCGAUUGGAAUGUCUCGCUCGGUGGAGGACCUGCAGGCGGAGGUGGCAACGCCGGCGACGACGACGAUUUCGGUGACUUCAAGUUCGUGCCGGCCGCCGCUGCCUGGAAUGAUCACCGCCAUGCAGACCCUGCUCCUCCUCCGCCGGCACCGUCAUCGUCAAAUUCGGACGACGAGUGGGGUGACUUCGUCGAUUGCUUCCCUUCCGAUUCCUUCCCUGCCGCCCCUCUUCCUUCCGAUCCUUUUCAGGGCCCUAGCUUCAUCGAUCCCUUGGGGCAUCGAACGGAUCAAUCAUCCCGCGACCCUAAACCCUCUUCGCCUGCGGGAGGCGUCUCCCCGAGGCCUAUCCCGCUCUCAAUUUUCGGCGAGGAUGAGCUGGAGCUGUCGGAAGAGGCCAGUCUGCAGGUUGUCGAACGAUCUGCCGCGGGAAAUGGGUUUUCUCCGUCUUACGUUUCGAAGGAGAAUCCGGUGUUGGCCUUCAACGACCUGAUUGCGAACUUGUACAGUCAGGCAGAGCAGAUGAAGCGGGUCGCCCCGGAGGCCAAUUUGCCCGGUAGGAUUUCGGAUGACGAAGGCGAUCCCGACGAUAAGGAUUGGGAGUUCAAGGAUGCGUUCUCGGAUAAUAGGCUGGAUAACUAUGAAACCGAGUCUGGUCUGGGCGGUGUCCAAAUCGAAGGCGGAUCUGCCUCUUCAACGGACGGAGAUGAGGAGUCCAACUUUAGGGAUUUCUUUGUUUUGUACUUCCGUUUGAAAGAAGUUGUCCGGAAAUACGUUCUUCAACACCUUGACACCCUUGAGAAAGAGAGAAGGGCUGCUGAUCCUUCUCAUGACCAAGCAAAAGCGAUGGCGCUCAACGAGGAGAUUCAGGCAGGCUAUGCAAUGCUGCACGAAGAAGAGAGGCACUUAUCAAAUGGAUCACUUGAGAAUCAUCCUCUCAGAAGUGCUGGCGAUGUAGAACUUGUAAGAGCAAUCAAUGACCCGAAGUUCCAACAUUUGGAGCUAGAGUACUGCCUGUCGGACAAAAUAUUGGCGGCAAAAGACUCUUUGAGUGCGGCAUUGGCACUAUUUAAGCAUACCACCUCAAUGCUAUGUAUCAUGACCUUGGCGACUGUCCACGAGCAAUUUGCUUAUGUAAGUGCAUGGUCUAAGAUCAUUUCAACAUGUAGCAAGGAACUGCAACAUGGUGCUUUCAUUUGGAGGAGAGCUCAGGAGAAUCAGGUGGAUAAAGCAAUCCUCGAUGAUAUCCGAGGCAUGAACUAUUUUCUCUCCCUUGGAGAAGUCUACAGAAUCUCAGAGGUGCUGAAGGUAACAUGUGAAUUAUACAGACCAUGGCUCCUGCUAAACAAGGGAAUCUCUAAAGACAUAAUCACCCUUAUCAAGGAAUGUUCCUCAUCGUGGAACAACUCUGGACUAAAAGAAGCUGUUACUAGAAUUUGUUGUCUCAGUUUUGAAGACGAAGAGAAGAAAAGACUGUUGUUGGAAUCCAUUGAAUCUCUUCCCCGUGUAGAUCUCAUUUCUGUUCAAAAUUCUGUGAUCAGACAGCCACAUCAUCUAUGUCAUCUUUCUUUGCUGCCAUUGAAUUGUUUACAUGGUAUGGAAUCGGUUUUAUGGAAUGGGCAGCAAUUCUUUCUGAAGCUGGCAAACUUGUGGGCAAAUCUGAUCUCACCUGAACGUCCGCAGUUGCCUCAAAUUCAUCUUGGCAAAUAAAUGUUGGUGACGUUAAGAUGUUAUUAGCAGCAGUGGCACAUGCCUAAUGGCCUGUCUGGAAUUGCAGUUCUUGAGAGUUAGGAAUGAUAUUUGAAAGGACAUAAAUCGCUCGCUCAAAGCAUUGAGCAGUUUAGCGGCAUUACUGGUGAGUCUGCUCAUCAUCAGCAUCAGCAGAAGCAUUUUGAACCAUACAACAGCGAGAAAGGCUGUGAUUGAUUCCACAUUCAUUAUUAUUCUUACACACUGGUAUUCGAAGUGAUUGGUAGAGGUUGUAUCAUUCUUUGUAAUAUUCUUUGUUGAAUCUGUUAUAUAUGUCUGAUCGUUCGGGACUAAUUAGCGACACAUAUUUCGACGGUUUGAAACACAUUGUCCUUUUGGUUCGUAAGCAGGACUUUUUUAAGGAAAAGAACAUUUUUUCUA